This is a messenger RNA of Coffea arabica (coffee), 765 nucleotides long. NCBI's taxonomy places the organism in Eukaryota, Viridiplantae, Streptophyta, Magnoliopsida, Gentianales, Rubiaceae. The record is from RefSeq and is a predicted model, not a curated record.
AUGGCAACCUCUGUUCCAAAUCAAAAAUUCACUAGCCAUUCUCGUUCCAUUAGUUUGCCUUCUUCAUCUCACCCUCUUAUCUUGACUGCCAAGGAACAUCUACAAAGAUUGAAAUCAUCAGAAGCAGCUCUCUCAAGUGAAAGACCUGGAAAAUGGGAAGAAGAGCUCUUGGAUGGAUCUCUCAGGCUGUUGGACAUUUGUGGGGAAGUCAGAGACAUCUAUUCACGGAUGAAGGAAAUUAUGCAGGAACUUGAGUCAUCUAUACGGAGGAAAAGAAGUGGAGAUUUGGCCCAUGAAAGCUCAUAUAUGAUCUCCAAAAAGCACUUGAAUAAAAUGAUCAGAAAAGUCUACAAAGAACUUAAGAAAGCAGAGAACUGCAACUCAACAGUGGUAAACAAAGACUCUGAAGAUGUCCCUUUGGUUAGCUUGAUCAAAGAAGUUCAACUUGUUAGUCUUCCAGUGUUGGAGUAUGUUCUGUCUUUCCUUUCUGGACCAAAGGCAGGAUCACAGCCAAAAGGUUGGUCCUUUGUAUCCAAUUUAUUAGAGCAGAAGAGAGCAUCAAGCAAACCAGAUUCUGAUACUGCAGCAAUCAAACAAAUAGAAAUUCAGUUGGAUCUCUUGAACUACAAGAAGUCAAACCAGGAAGUAAUAAAAAAACUUGAGGAAGUUGACUCGAGCAUUCAAGAAUCAGCAGAGGUGCUUGAAAUUGUGUUCAGGCUUUUGCUAAAAACUAGAGUUUCCCUUCUGAACAUUCUCAACCAUUAG